Messenger RNA from Closterium sp. Yama58-4, 966 nucleotides. The record is from the annotation of a GenBank genome assembly. NCBI's taxonomy places the organism in Eukaryota, Viridiplantae, Streptophyta, Zygnematophyceae, Desmidiales, Closteriaceae.
AUGAAGGUCGCUCUAGCCUCAGACGAGCCUGCUUUUUACAUACCCGCCAACUUCCCCUGGCCUCUGCGCUUCAAGUUGCAGGCUGACGCCGCCAGAAGCGCACCGUGCAAGUAUGAGGAGAUGACGAGUGCUCUCCCUGGCCUCUGCGCUUCAAGUUCCAAGCUGACGCCGCCAGUGCACCACGUGGGAGGCUCUCCUGACAUGUCAGAUGAGCUGCUCAAGGUGCUCUGGUGGCGAAGCCAAUCCGUUCGCUUCUUCCUGCGCUCGCCCACGGCCUAUCUCUGUCAUCUCACCAACGCUGCCCGCCACCACACGUACGGCUUCAGAGUCGCGCUCUCUCUCACAGCUGCUGCUGCUGCCAAAUCUGCUGCUCUUGAGACGCUUCAGGGGAGCAGCAGCAGCGGUGGGAAUGGUGGUGGGGGUGGGGGAAACGGUGGUUUGGGGAUGGAUGAAGCAUGGUUGGGAGCUUUGGCUGAUGUGGAUGGGGGGGGGGAGGUGUUAUCCUGGGCGGGGUUAUCUGAGGAGCCGUACCUGCCGCGGCCGAUAGUGAGUGUGCAUGUGAGGCAGGGCGACAAGGCUGGGGAGAUGCGGCUGCUGCCGCUGCGGGCGUUUGUGGCAGCGGCGCAGCACAUGAGGCGGAAUGCACCGAACCUGAACCACAUCUGGCUCAGUACUGAGAUGCAGAGUGUGGUUGAGGAGGCAAAGGAGCAGCAUCGGGAUUGGACUUUCCUCUUCACACAGAACCCAAGGCAGGAGGGGACAAUGACCAUGCAUGAGUACGAGGCUGCUGUGGGUGCAGAUGUGCUGGUGGGACUCAGUUUUGUCAACCUCAUUAUAGCGUCGCAGUGCGACUAUUUCGUUGGUACACUUGGGUCGAAUUGGAAUCGGCUAAUAGAUGAACUUAGGUGUACUAAUGGACGGUUGUUUAGCGGGUACUUGGCAUUGAACCACGGUCAGUGGAGAUAA